This is a messenger RNA of Echinops telfairi (small Madagascar hedgehog), 879 nucleotides long. It is a transcript of the gene DUSP2, whose product is annotated as dual specificity phosphatase 2. Bases 1 to 633 code for a protein of 210 amino acids. Gene Ontology annotation, biological process: negative regulation of MAPK cascade; endoderm formation; protein dephosphorylation. The record is from RefSeq and is a predicted model, not a curated record. NCBI's taxonomy places the organism in Eukaryota, Metazoa, Chordata, Mammalia, Afrosoricida, Tenrecidae. Gene Ontology annotation, molecular function: MAP kinase tyrosine/serine/threonine phosphatase activity; protein tyrosine/threonine phosphatase activity. Gene Ontology annotation, cellular component: nucleus; cytoplasm. The transcript has 4 exons.
AUGUGGAGGCCCGAGGACGGCUCGAAGCGGCUUCGACAGCCACCCGUGGCCAUUGAGUGGAUGCUGACCCGUGGCGGAGGCUUCGACAGCUUCCAGGCCUGCUGCCCCGAUCUGUGCUCCGAGGCUCCGGUCCAGGCGCCACCACCCGCGGGGCCGGAAAACAAUCACCCAGACCUCAGGGCGCCCUUCCACGACCAGGGCGGCCCUGUGGAGAUCUUGCCCUACCUCUACCUGGGCAGCUGCAGCCACUCCUCGGACCUGCAGGGGCUGCAGGCGUGCGGCAUCACAGCCGUCCUCAAUGUCUCGGCCAGCUGUCCCAACCACUUUGAGGGGCUUUUCCGCUAUAAGAGCAUCCCCGUGGAGGACAACCAGAUGGUGGACAUCAGUGCCUGGUUCCAGGAGGCCAUCGGCUUCAUUGACUCGGUGAAGACCAGUGGAGGCCGGGUGCUGGUGCACUGCCAGGCGGGCAUCUCCCGCUCGGCCACCAUCUGCCUGGCGUACCUGAUGCAGAGCCGCCGCGUGCCGCUGGAUGAGGCCUUCGACUACGUGAAGCAGCGCCGCGCGGUCAUCUCACCCAACUUCAGUUUCAUGGGGCAGCUGCUGCAGUUUGAGACUCAAGUGCUGUGUCAUUGAGGCAGGGCCUCGUCUGCCUGCCGGCCCCACAGCCGGCCGGUCCUGCUGGCUCAUGAGUGCACUUCUGGGGGAAGUGGGCAGUGGGCAGCUGGACCCCAGUACACUCCUUGGGAGUUCUUAGGGUGGAGGUGCUAGGAAUGCAGGGAGACUGGACUCUUCCACUUGGUGGAGCUCUGAGUAGUAUGAGGGCUGGCCCUCAUUUACAAUGGGGACUCUGCCUGCCUCCCUCACCCCUCCAUACUCUGG